AUGCUUUCAACAGUCAGAGUAGCCGGCAGGCAAGCUGUUGCUCGUGCUGCAGCCCCAAGAAGCUCUGUCGCGCUGCGCAAAGCCUCGACGUGGGCAAAUGUGCCUCAAGGACCUCCCAUUUUAGGUAUCACUGAGGCUUUCAAGGCCGAUAGCUUCAAGGAGAAGAUCAAUCUAGGUGUUGGCGCAUACCGCGACGAUCAAGGCAAACCCUACGUCCUCCCCUCCGUCCGAACCGCCGAAGACAAGGUCGUUACUGCAAAACUUAACAAAGAAUACGCUGGAAUUACUGGUGUCCCCGAGUUCACCAAGGCUGCAGCUGUUCUGGCGUAUGGUCCUGGCUCCAGUGCUCUCGACCGUCUCGUCAUCACACAAUCGAUUUCCGGCACAGGGGCUCUCCGAAUCGGUGGUGCAUUCCUCGAACGCUUCUACCCAGGUGCAAAGAAGAUCUAUAUUCCAACGCCAUCAUGGGCCAACCAUGCUGCUGUCUUCAAGGACUCAGGUCUGGCUGUUGAGAAGUACAGAUACUACAACAAGGACACAAUUGGUCUGGACUUCGAGGGCAUGAUUGCGGAUAUCAAGGGCGCUCCCAAGGGAAGCAUGUUCUUGCUCCACGCUUGUGCCCACAACCCUACCGGUGUCGACCCCACACCCGAGCAAUGGAAGGAGAUCAGCGAGGCUGUCAAGUCUGGUGAACACUACGCGUUCUUCGACAUGGCUUACCAAGGCUUUGCUUCAGGAGACACAGAUAAGGAUGCUUUCCCAGUCCGAUACUUCGUUGAGCAAGGCCACAACCCUUGCCUCGCCCAAUCUUUCGCCAAGAACAUGGGUUUGUACGGUGAGCGUGUUGGAGCCUUUUCCGUUGUGUGCGUGGAUGCCGAGGAAAAGAAGCGCGUGGACUCACAAAUCAAGAUCCUUGUCCGGCCCCUCUACUCCAACCCUCCAGUUCACGGUGCUCGUAUUGCCUCCGAAAUUCUCAACGACCCGGCCCUGAAUAAGCAAUGGCUCGGCGAAGUCAAGGGAAUGGCUGACCGUAUCAUCACCAUGCGUGCCCUGUUGAAGAAGGAGCUUGAGAACUUAGGUUCAAAGCAUGAUUGGAGCCAUAUUACCAGCCAGAUUGGCAUGUUUGCUUAUACAGGAUUGACCCCCGAGCAGAUGGAUAAGUUGGCUAAGGAGCACUCUGUUUAUGCUACCAAGGACGGCAGAAUAUCAGUCGCAGGCAUCACAUCCGGAAACGUCAAGAGACUCGCAGCUGCCAUCCAUGCAGUCAAGCCAUAG
This is a messenger RNA of Hyaloscypha bicolor E, 1275 nucleotides long. Its product is annotated as glutamate oxaloacetate transaminase 2. NCBI's taxonomy places the organism in Eukaryota, Fungi, Ascomycota, Leotiomycetes, Helotiales, Hyaloscyphaceae. Gene Ontology annotation, biological process: L-aspartate catabolic process; biosynthetic process. Gene Ontology annotation, molecular function: L-aspartate:2-oxoglutarate transaminase activity; pyridoxal phosphate binding. Gene Ontology annotation, cellular component: mitochondrion. Bases 1 to 1275 code for a protein of 424 amino acids. The record is from RefSeq and is a predicted model, not a curated record. The transcript has 4 exons.